CGCCUUCGAGUUCAGUCUUCCUUCCUCACACCCUCCUUCGGAUUCCCGCGCUUUGAGCUCCUCUAGGGUUUAAGAUUGGCUCCUUCAGAAGCCACUGCGAACCCUAGAGUUUUGAAGGCGACGUCGUUUUGGUGCUGAUGGACGUAGAAAUGGACGCUUCUCCAAGCUUCUUCGACCCUGAAGACCUCACAAUCAGAGAGAAGUUUCGUAGAUACGGGAAAAGGCACUUGACUUCAAGCAUAUCGCCCCACCAAGAGAAUUCAGCUUCUAAAUACAGUGAACCUAGGCUACUAUAUGACGGGCAGAAUAUACAUAGCCCGACCAAUGCUGCACUUCUUCUCGAAAAUAUUAAACAAGAGGCUGAAGGCAUUGAUGCUGAUCACUUGGAAAGAACUUCUUUCUCAAGAAGGAGGUUGCCCAUUGAUGGUGCUGAUAUGGAUGAGAAGCAUGAGGAGGAUUCACUGGCUGAUGAUGGAGAUCCAACCUUUAGCCUUUUUGCAUCGCUACUUGAUUCUGCUCUUCAAGGGUUGAUGCCUUUUCCUGACUUGAUACUAAGAUUUGAAGAAUCCUGCCGAAAUGUUUCAGAGUCGAUUAGGUAUGGUUCCAACAUUAGGCAUCGUGUUGUAGAGGACAAGUUGAUUAGGCAGAAGGCUCAACUCCUGCUUGAUGAGGCUGCUUCCUGGUCCCUUCUGUGGUACCUUUACGGAAAAGGGACUGAAGAAAUCCCAAAAGAGUUCAUCUUGUUGCCCUCAACAUCACACUUGGAGGCUUGCCAAUUUGUCAUAGAGGACCAUACGGCACAAUUAUGUUUACGCAUUGUUCAAUGGCUAGAAGGCUUAGCCUCCAAAGCACUUGACUUGGAAAGAAAGGUGCGGGGUUCUCAUGUCGGUGCCUGUCUCCCAAGCUCUGGAAUUUGGUAUCAUACUCAAUGCUAUCUUAAGAAAGGAGCCUCCAGUACAAAUACCAUUCAUCACUUGGAUUUUGAUGCUCCGACACGUGAACAUGCUCAACUACUACCUGAUGACAAAAAACAAGAUGAAUCUCUGUUGGAAGAUGUCUGGACUCUUUUAAGAGCUGGAACGGGAGAGGCAUGUCACCUUUGCCGGUCUGCAGGACAGCCAUGGAGAGCUGCAACUUUGUGCAUAUUUGGAGGAAUUGAUGAUUUUCCUUCAGUUGAAGCCUUGGUGAAAAAUGGAAAGAAGAGAAUGCAAGCCAUUGAGUUGGAAAGUGGCAUUGGCCAUCAAUGGCAUCUGUGGAAAUGGGCAUCAUAUUGUGCAUCAGAGAAAAUAGCUGAGCAAGAUGCUGGGAAAUAUGAAGCAGCAGUGUAUGCAGCACAAUGUAGCAAUAUAGGGCGCAUGCUUCCAAUCUGCACUGACUGGGAGUCAGCAUGCUGGGCUAUGGCGAAAUCAUGGUUACAUGUUCAGGUGGAUUUGGAAUUGGCUCAUUUGGAACCGGGAAGAAUGGAUCAAUUUAAAAGCAUUGGAGAUGCAAUUGAUGGAAAUCCUGGACAUAGUGACGGAGCUGUUCAGCCUUCAAAUGGACCAGGAAUUUGGCCACUCCAAGUUUUUAACCAACAACCACGACAACUUUCAGAUCUACUCCAGAAACUUGAAUCAGGGGAAUUGGUUCAUGAAAGUGUUACUCGAGGAUGCAAGGAGCAGCAACGCCAAAUUGAGAUGAAACUAAUGUUAGGAGAUAUCCCACAAUUGCUGGACAUGAUAUGGUCAUGGAUAGCCCCUUCAGAAGAUGAUCAGAGUUUCUUCAGGCCUCAUGGAGAUCCUCAGAUGAUUCGAUUUGGUGCUCAUCUAGUACUUGUGCUUAGAUAUUUACUUGAUGAUGAAAAUAAGGACACUUUGAGAGAGAAGAUUAUGAAUGUUGGUGAUCUCAUUAUACACAUGUAUGCCAUGUUUCUCUUUUCCAUACAACAUGAGGAGUUGGUGGGUAUAUAUGCUUCUCAACUUGCACGCCACCGUUGCAUUGACCUCUUUGUGCACAUGAUGGAACUGAGGCUGAACAGCAGUGUGCAUGUCAAAUAUAAGAUCUUCCUUUCUGCUAUGGGGUAUUUACAAUUUUCUCCAGUGGACAACUCAAAAGGAAGUUUUGAAGAGAUUGUUGAGAGGGUUCUGUCAAGAUCUCGGGAAAUGAAAGUUGGCAAGUAUGAUAAGUUAUCAGAUGUUGCAGAGCAGCACCGGCUGCAGAGCCUUCCCAAAGCUAUGGUUAUCCAGUGGCUAUGCUUUACACCCCCCUCCACAGUUACUAAUGUCGGGGAUGUCAGUACAAAACUUCUUCUACGAUCUUUGACACACAGCAACAUAUUGUUUCGGGAGUUUGCCCUGGGUUCAAUGUGGAGAGUUCCUGCAAUGCCCAUUGGUGCUCACACAUUACUUAGCUUCCUUGCUGAACCUUUAAAGCAACUUUCAGAAUCUUCUGAUACCGUGGAGGUUUACAACGUUUCUCAGAACCUGAAAGAGUUCCACGAUUGGAGCGAGUAUUAUUCUUGUGAUGCAAAAUAUCGCAACUGGCUCAAAAUUGAAUUAGAGAAUGCAGAGGUGUCCCCCCUUGAACUCUCAAUGGAGGAAAAACAAAGAGCCGUUUCAGCAGCCAAGGAGACUCUGAAUUCAUCUUUGUCAUUGUUACUGAGAACUGAAAAUCCUUGGUUAGCUUCAGCUCAAGAUCAUUUGUAUGAAUCUGUGGAACCUGUAUUUGUUGAAUUGCAUGCCACCGCAAUGCUUUGCUUGCCAUCUGGUGAAUGUUUGCCUCCAGAUGCAACCGUGUGCACUACAUUAAUGAGUGCUCUUUACUCUUCAGUGAGCGAGGAAGAUGUGUUGCAUAGGCAACUAAUGAUAAAUGUCACCAUAUCCUCAAAGGACAAUUACUGUGUCGAGGUGGUGCUUCGCUGCUUGGCAGUGGCAGGUGAUGGUCUUGGGUCACAGGAAAACACUGAUGGGGGUAUUCUUGGUACUGUAAUGGCUGCUGGCUUCAAGGGUGAGUUGCCUCGUUUUCAAGCUGGAGCUACCAUUGAGAUUUCCCGAUUAGAUGCCUGGUAUUCGAGCAAAGAAGGUUCCUUGGAGAGCCCAGCAACGUACAUUGUGCUGGGUCUAUGUCGUAAGUGCUGUAUUCCAGAAGUCAUUCUUCGAUGCAUGCAGGUCUCGCUUUCGCUUAUAGAGUUGGGUGUUCCACCUGAAAGCCAUGAUCAGUUGAUUGAAUUAGUUGCUAGCUCCGAAGCUGGAUUUCUUCAUUUGUUUAGUCACCAACAACUGCAGGAACUUUUAUUGUUUGAGAGGGAAUAUUCCAUAAGCCAAAUGGAGCUUGAAGAGGAGCUUUCUUCUUGACUUGUUGGUUAAGGCUAUGUCUCUUGGUGCUCGCUGCAAGGCUGAUAGGGUUGUAAAAUGGUACGUUCUGUAGUUUUACCGUUCACAGGUAUUCCGGAUCAGUGACCAACGACGGCGGCACCACCACAAUUUUUUCUACAUUUACCCCGCUGAACUUGAGAUGGAGAUAGUGACAAAUUUGAAGAUUUUAUCGUUUGUAUAGGUUUUUGUUAGACUUCUCUAUGUGGGUGGCUGAAAUUUGAAUGAUAAAGAUAUUGUUUCUCCUGGUGUCGACAAAUAUCGAUGUUAUAUUAAUUUAUUUUUGUCGAAAAUGAUCAAUGUUUUUGACAAUUUUUAUUUUUGUAAACAUGUUCUUAUUGCUACUA
Molecule: messenger RNA, 3697 nt
Organism: Pyrus x bretschneideri (Chinese white pear)
Lineage: Eukaryota; Viridiplantae; Streptophyta; Magnoliopsida; Rosales; Rosaceae
Product: nuclear pore complex protein NUP107
Biological process (GO): post-transcriptional tethering of RNA polymerase II gene DNA at nuclear periphery; regulation of DNA-templated transcription; mRNA export from nucleus
Cellular component (GO): nuclear pore; nuclear pore outer ring
Molecular function (GO): structural constituent of nuclear pore
Source: RefSeq, a predicted model, not a curated record